Gracilinanus agilis (Agile Gracile Mouse Opossum) is the source of this 462-nucleotide messenger RNA. Its product is annotated as ribonuclease pancreatic-like. NCBI's taxonomy places the organism in Eukaryota, Metazoa, Chordata, Mammalia, Didelphimorphia, Didelphidae. The transcript has a single exon. Bases 1 to 462 code for a protein of 153 amino acids. Gene Ontology annotation, molecular function: RNA nuclease activity; nucleic acid binding. The record is from RefSeq and is a predicted model, not a curated record.
AUGAUUCCAGAGAGGUCACUCCUUUUGUCCGUGCUGGCAUUGAUGGUCCUGGGGCUGAGUCAUCAUUCCUUAGCUGAGUCCCAAGAAGAGAAGUUUAAGAGACAGCAUUUGGACCAGGGCACCAAAGGCAAUCCUGACAGAAAAUACUGUGACCAGAUGAUGGUGAAACGGGGCAUGACAAAAGAGAGAUGCAAGCCAAUUAAUACCUUUGUGCGAGAAUCUUACCAGCAGAUCAAGAAUAUUUGCCAUGAGGCACAUGUGCCAUGUGCAAACAAAAAAAUGCACAAUUGUCACAAGAGUAGUCACCCUAUGAAAAUAACUGAGUGCCACUUGUCAGGAGGUUCCAGGCCAGGCAGAUGCAAAUACCAGAGGAACAACACUAAAAAGCAUGUCACUGUGGCUUGUGUAGGGAACCCUUUGAAACCAGUACACCUUGAUCCUCCAAAAAAGAAUGGAGUCUGA